Molecule: messenger RNA, 1449 nt
Organism: Daldinia caldariorum
Lineage: Eukaryota; Fungi; Ascomycota; Sordariomycetes; Xylariales; Hypoxylaceae
Exons: 1
Coding region: 617-1258 (213 amino acids)
Source: RefSeq, a predicted model, not a curated record
GGCGAAGCAAACUUUAGGUGCUGACCGACCAUAGAUCCCAUCCCGUUGACUCAUAAUGAUGAGUGAGUGGUUCAUCGUUUUGUUUAUUCUUUAGUUCCAACACCACAAUUUAGCAUUAUGCGUGUAGUAAAGAUCAUCAUUCAUUAAUCAGACCGCCGCCAGCUAUGAGGACCAUACCGAGAGCUGAAAAUGAGGCUUUACAUUAUGUAGCUAGCCUACUAAUUAUAAGGCGAAGAAUAUGGACUUAUAGAUACCCGAACCGCAGAGAUCAGGUUAAACGUGGGGAUAAAGAAAUAAGCUGGAUCGAGGAUAGAUAUAGUAGUCCUACCUUAAGAGGAAGGAUUCAAGUUCGGUUUAGCAUAAGAAAACGUGGAGAAAUGCAACCAUAUAAACAGAGGAUCUGCCGAAUACAGACAUGGCCGCCGUUUGAUGCAUGGCUAACUGGUUCGACGAUCAUCUUAGUCGCACGAUAUGGCACAGCUAUAAUGUCUCUCAGGUAAGUCAUAUAAACAACACGUCGAUUUACAUUAGAGCCCCAUUCCCCGUUUAGUUUGGAAGAAAGCGAGUCGGUUUCUAGAUAACUACCUAGGUUAGGUACCUAACCUAGCUACCAACAAUGAAGUAUAGGUUUCCAUCACUCUUCAUCGCGCUCAGUGCUGCGCCACUUGCUACCUCAGCUUCCCUCAUAAGUGAGCAAAUCGACUACGGCUCUUUGCACUGCCCUGAAGACGCCCUAUCCACCUUGGUGACGCCCACAUACGGCACUAAAGAAGCAAUAUUCACCAUCUGCUCUGAGCUUGUGAUCAACGCGAGGCCGCUGACCGCCUAUAACGCAAUUCUGGAUUUCAAGUCGUAUCCGGGAUGGAACUCGUUCAUAAUCGACGUAGCUCUCCCGGACAACGUCACGUCGACUCCGGAGGAUAUAUACGUUGGCAUGGCGAUGAAGUUUACCUCUAACGGCUUGAUUGGGGGGCUCAACACCACUAGCACGGAGGUCAUAAGCCUGCUUGACGCGUCUGGCGCCGAAGGCUAUCUCAUCAACGCGUGGCAUUACGACGACGGCAUAGGCGGCGUCGGGUCGCGGGCAGAGCAUCCAAAUGUCUUCGUCGAUUUAGGGAACGGGUCGACGCGAUACCUCUCUUACGAGACGUAUUACGCGGGUUUGACUACGGGCACGAUAGCUCUGCUGAAGCUGCAGCUACAGCGUCAAUGGGAUGUCCAAGCUAACGACUUAAAGACGUAUGUCGAAAGCCUUUAAAUUCUACAAUGGCAUCCGUUAAGGAAUGCUCAAACAUAGUCCCUAACUCCCUCCCUACCUACCUCCCAAUUAUUACGAUACUACCAUUAUAAUAGGUAAUCUACUAUGAUGUACCUUCAUACAACCAAAUCAGCUAUCACACAUACCUCAUCUGGUUAUCCUCUACAUAUCACGGUUUACUUGGAGGGAAC